CCCUACAAGAAUCCAUUUAUUUAUAAUCGUACAUCCUUGAUAUAGAUAGUUUUGUGUAUUUUCGUGAAUUUUAUAUUUCUCAGGCAUUAUCGAUCGUUUUACUAAAAUAGGUUGGACAUUGCUGGGGACUAUGACCGAAAUAACCAUUAACCAACUCCAGUGCUAGUGUGUUGCUAGGUUACCAGGGGACGCGUGCUGUAGCUAAUUACAGGCUAGAAAUAUGACAUCUUUUUUGGCAUUGACCUAAAUUAGUGCGCAAAUUUGUAUCUCGAUUGCCUUGUUCAAUUCCACAGUGAACUGAGCUAUUAGGAGUCGUUCACUGAACUAACACUAGUCGACCAUUUUAGCCUAUAGAAGGAAUGCCUCAUAAGAAGAUUCCGAAAACAACGGUGCCCCCUGCAAAAGUGUGGGAACAGAAGGCACAGAAGUGUGGAUUGCUGCAUAGUGUCUAUUCAGUCAACGGAGACAAGUACACUGGAGAGUGGCUUGAAAACAAAAAGCAUGGUAAAGGAACCCAAGUUUGGAAAAAAUCUGGAGUAAUCUAUGACGGUGAUUGGAAAUAUGGCAAACGGGAUGGAUACGGGACAUUCAGUCGGCUAAAUCCUGCAACGAAUGACUACAUACGACUAUACUGUGGUGAAUGGAAAAAUGAUAAGAAAGAUGGCUUUGGGACCCAGUUCUACAGAGAGACUUCCUGGUAUGAAGGAGAGUGGCGUGAUGGACUAAGAAGUGGAUGGGGCAGAAUGUACUAUGACAAUGGAGAUGUGUACGAGGGUGAAUGGCUGAAAGAUAAACACCAUGGACAGGGCAUGCUCCGACUUGCCAACGAGAACAGGUACGAAGGCUGCUGGAGACAAGGGAAGAAGCAGGGACCUGGAAGAUUCUUUUUCUUGAACAAGGGUCAGUUGUAUGAGGGCUGCUGGGAGGAUGGGUUGGCUAAAUAUGGGACAGUGUCAGAUUUCGGGAGAGAAGAAGCAUCAAACCCAACAAUGUACCCAAUCCCCCAGGUUCGCCUGUUGGACAUGAAUUCAGUUAUAAUGGCAAAAAGUUCUUUAAUAGAAGACGACUCAAUGGGAUCCUGAAAAUCAUCAUCAAAUCCUGCCUUUACCCCACCAUAUGGUUGUGUAUGGAUUUUUCUGA
This is a messenger RNA of Clupea harengus (Atlantic herring), 1140 nucleotides long. RefSeq names its product MORN repeat containing 3 (gene morn3). The record is from RefSeq and is a predicted model, not a curated record. NCBI's taxonomy places the organism in Eukaryota, Metazoa, Chordata, Actinopteri, Clupeiformes, Clupeidae.